AUGGCUUUCUCCUCAACAUUCGCUGCCGAAUCUGCCUUUCCCGAUUCCGUAUGGAUCGAACGUCUCAGCGCAGAUCCGUGCCGCCACAACUUCGUCGCACAGCACCAAGCUGGCGCAGGAAAGGAUGGAGAGUGGGUCGCUCAAGUCACAGUGCUUGGGCCAGUCAGCGCGGAAGCAUACACGCUGCCUGAUGAAGCGGGGCAGCCGGCGGUGCGGACUGAUCAGGUUGAGGAAAAGUGGCAGCUGCUGAGCUUGUACACCUUGCCGGAACAUCGGGGAAAGGGUGUAGGGAAGGCUCUUUGCAAGGAAGUUGUCAAGUGGCUGAAGGAGAGGGAGACCGGUGAGGAAGGGACUGCAAAAGAGGUCCGGGUCCGGCUUAUGAUCAAGCCUGACAACACUGGUGCGGUGAGAUUGUAUGAGGGACUUGGAUUCGAGCAUUCGGGGACGUGUACGUUGGCGGAGGCUUUGAAAACGAAUGAAGACGGCGAUAGUGUGCCUGCUGAUGGAGGCGGUGAAAAGUAUCAGAGAAGGUCGGGCUACAUUAUGACAUUACACUUCGAAAGGUAA
Molecule: messenger RNA, 567 nt
Organism: Lasiodiplodia theobromae
Lineage: Eukaryota; Fungi; Ascomycota; Dothideomycetes; Botryosphaeriales; Botryosphaeriaceae
Product: GNAT family acetyltransferase
Exons: 1
Coding region: 1-567 (188 amino acids)
Biological process (GO): silent mating-type cassette heterochromatin formation; rDNA heterochromatin formation
Cellular component (GO): nucleus
Molecular function (GO): promoter-specific chromatin binding; sequence-specific DNA binding; acyltransferase activity, transferring groups other than amino-acyl groups
Source: RefSeq, a predicted model, not a curated record